AUGGGAGUGAGGAAUCAGACGCAAGUGGUGGAAUUCGUCUUUCUGGGAUUCUCUGGCAUUCCAUACGGCCACACCUACCUCUUCCUGGUAUUCUUAGCCAUUUACAUGGUCACUGUGCUGGGGAACCUCAUGAUUUUUACUCUGAUUCAGCUGGAUUCCAGGCUUCAUAGCCCCAUGUAUUACUUCCUCAGCCACCUCUCCUGCUUAGACCUUUGCAUCUCCUCCGUCACUGUCCCUAAAAUCCUGGUGAACUUCUUGUGCCAGCGACAGACCAUCACCUACAACCAGUGCUUGGCACAGAUGUUCUUCCUGAUGUCUUUCACGGGGACGGAGGCUGCGCUGCUGGCUGUCAUGGCCUAUGACCGCUAUGCUGCCAUCUGCAAACCUUUGCAUUACUCCCUCCUCAUGAACUACAAGGUGUGCACUGUACUGGCCUUUGCCACUUGGAUCUGGGGCUUCCUAGACUCCGUUUUACAUACAGCUCUUGCCUCAAACUUGUAUUUCUGUGGAGUCAACCAGAUUCAUCACAUCUUCUGUGAUCUCCCCCCUUUGAUGAAAAUGUCUUGCAGUGAUACACGCACCAAUGAAAUGGCCACCCACAUAACAAGCCUGUUUGUGGCUGGGGGACCCUUCCUCUUCAUCAUUUUCUCAUAUUUCUUCAUCCUGUCCUCCAUCUUGAAGAUUCCUUCCAACACUGGCAAGCGCAAAGCCUUUUCCACCUGUGCUUCUCAUAUCACUGUCGUUGUCAUUUACUAUGGAAAUGGGUUACUUAACUAUAACUGUCCAAGCUCCGGUUACUCCUUAAGGACAGACACUCUGAUCUCCACCAUGUACUGUGUAAUCAUUCCAAUGCUCAACCCCCUAAUCUACAGCCUCAGAAACAAGGAGGUCAAGCGGGCCUUGAAGAUGGUUCUGGAAAGCCAAAGGAAGGUCUACACAUCCUCACACGCACAUCAAGGGAGAACUUUGUAG
This is a messenger RNA of Eublepharis macularius, 972 nucleotides long. Its product is annotated as olfactory receptor 5V1-like. The coding region runs from base 1 to 972 and encodes 323 amino acids. Gene Ontology annotation, biological process: G protein-coupled receptor signaling pathway. Lineage: Eukaryota; Metazoa; Chordata; Lepidosauria; Squamata; Eublepharidae. The record is from RefSeq and is a predicted model, not a curated record. Gene Ontology annotation, cellular component: membrane. Gene Ontology annotation, molecular function: olfactory receptor activity; G protein-coupled receptor activity. The transcript has a single exon.